AUGGCACCCUCCACACCAACGUCCAAAAACGGCCGGGCCGGCAGCGAAGGCUCGCCGGGCCCAACAGUCGCCCCAGGAGGCAGCUACGCCCUGUCUGACGUGACGCCGGGAGUCAAGAUCUUUGUGGUCAAGCCAUUGCCCAACGGCUCAGAAGAGCACCGCAAGGCCGAGAUUCUGUCAACACGACCAAAGCCAGUGUCUGCUUUCGCACCAAAGCCAAAGCCUGGUGACCCCCAGCCCGACCCGCGCGACGACACCGAGUACUACGUCCACUAUGUCGAGUUCAACAAGCGUCUCGACGAAUGGGUCGGCGGUAGUCGUCUGCUCACGGACAAGGAGAUGGAGUGGCCCAAGCCGAAGGACGAGGGCAAGAAGAAGAGCACGGGCAAGGCGACGCCAGGAAAGGCCGCGUCGGGGUCUGCAUCCCCAGGACGGCCUUCCAAGGGCGCCCCACCAAAGUCGCUGCUCAAGAAGGCCGCCACGAAGGCCGCGUCCCAGGUCGGCAAGGCUCCAUCGAAGAAGAAGAAGGGCAAGGGCGCCAUCCAGGUCGAGGAGGAGGAGAGCGACGACCCCGAAGCCGAAGGCGAGAGCGAGGACGGCGACGGCGACGUCAGCAUGUCGUCCGGAGACGGCGAAGGAGACGAGAGUCUGUCACCGAGCGACCCCCAGGCCGGACCCCGCGUGUUCAGCAAGAAGCAAGAGAUCGAAAAGCUGAGAACAUCGGGGUCCAUGACCCAGAGCCACAGCGAGAUUUCUCGAGUCAAGAACCUCAACAAGCUCCAGAUCGGCAAGGCUGAAGUCGAGGCAUGGUACUUCUCGCCCUACCCGCAAGAGUACGCGCACCUGCCCAAGCUUUACAUCUGCGAGUUUUGCCUGUUGUUCUACCCGUCCCCGACGCAGCUCUCGCGCCACCGUACAAAGUGCACUCUGCAGCACCCGCCCGGCAACGAGAUCUACAGACACGGCGACAUUUCGUUCUUCGAGAUUGACGGCCGGAGACAGCGUACCUGGUGCCGCAACCUCUGUCUGUUGAGCAAGUGCUUCCUCGACCACAAGACGCUCUACUACGAUGUCGACCCUUUCAUGUACUACUGCAUGACGGUCAAGGACGAGUACGGAGACCACCUGAUCGGCUACUUUUCAAAAGAGAAGGAAUCGGCAGAGGGUUACAAUGUCGCGUGUAUCCUCACGCUGCCACAGUACCAGCGAAAGGGAUACGGUCGUCUUCUCAUCGAGUUCAGCUACGAGCUGUCCAAGGUUGAGGGCAAGACCGGCUCGCCAGAGAAGCCCCUGUCCGAUCUGGGUCUUCUCGGUUACCGCGCGUACUGGCAAGAGAAGAUUGUCGAGCUCCUCCUCGAGUCCGAGGAUGAGAUCAGCCUCGACGAGAUCGCCCAGCGCACGGCCAUCACCCACGGCGACAUCAUGCACACGUGCCAGGCGCUCCAGAUGAUCAAGUACUACAAGGGCAACCACAUUAUCCACCUCACCGACGCCGUGCUCGAGCAGCACCAGAAGACAAAGGGCAAGGCGCGCACGACCAUUGACCCCACUGCUCUCAAGUGGAAGCCGCCCAUCUUCACCCGCUCUCAGCUCACGUUCGGCUUCUAA
This is a messenger RNA of Vanrija pseudolonga, 1608 nucleotides long. It is a transcript of the gene ESA1, whose product is annotated as Histone acetyltransferase ESA1. Gene Ontology annotation, cellular component: chromatin; MSL complex. Gene Ontology annotation, molecular function: transcription coregulator activity; histone H4K16 acetyltransferase activity. Bases 1 to 1608 code for a protein of 535 amino acids. Lineage: Eukaryota; Fungi; Basidiomycota; Tremellomycetes; Trichosporonales; Trichosporonaceae. The transcript is spliced from 3 exons. The record is from RefSeq and is a predicted model, not a curated record. Gene Ontology annotation, biological process: negative regulation of DNA-templated transcription; positive regulation of transcription by RNA polymerase II.